Scatophagus argus is the source of this 4536-nucleotide messenger RNA. RefSeq names its product mitogen-activated protein kinase 6 (gene mapk6). The transcript is spliced from 8 exons. Gene Ontology annotation, biological process: cell surface receptor signaling pathway; protein phosphorylation; intracellular signal transduction. The record is from RefSeq and is a predicted model, not a curated record. Gene Ontology annotation, cellular component: cytoplasm; nucleus. Bases 842 to 3118 code for a protein of 758 amino acids. Lineage: Eukaryota; Metazoa; Chordata; Actinopteri; Scatophagidae. Gene Ontology annotation, molecular function: MAP kinase activity; ATP binding.
CCACAGGCACAUGGAGUAGGAUAACACACCGACAAAGCUUUGAGAAUACACAGACACACAGGGAGAUACUGGACUGCGCUGAAACCAGUCUACCUGUCUGCCUCUCAGUGUUGGAUAUACAGUAUAAAUUCUCCUGGAUGGACUAUUAACUUCUGUACCAUGUUGCUCCGGUCGUCUCUGGAGAAUUUCAGCAUCUGUUAUAUCCAAGUAAAAUGGAGGAUAGUUUUGAUUGUGACUGUGGCGAACUUGAGCCACCUGAUCAUUGAGGGUGAAAAAUUAAUUUGAAGACUUAAAGGCCAGACUUAUUUCAGUUUUGUAGAUCAGGUGACUUGACAGGAAAAUUACACACACACACAGAUAAAACCCCCCAAAAAACAGUGCAUUUAGGCACAUUUCACAUAAAGCUGCUCAGGACCAGUCAUACACUGAAUGUAUCUGCACUGUAAGGAUGCAAUUACAUGAUUUUAUAGUUUAACGUAAUCUCAGUGCUUUUUAAUUGGCCCUAUUCCAGUUCAUUCCAUUGCAGCCUAGAAACACUAGUCUACCAAGAACUAUUAAACUGUCCACAUAUCCAAGAUUGGAGGAGGAAUUAAACGUUUACAUUUUCUCUCCUUAUUCAAGAUGGAAAGAAAGUUUGACAACACAUUAGUGCCCCACAUCUGACGGUGACGGCUAGACGGCGGGGGGAGGUGGCUGGGUAGACGUCUGUACAGGGGUCAGAGCCUCUGGAGCCGUGGGGGUAUUAUCAAAUAACUCCCUCUGCUUGUGUUUAAAUUGGAGUUAAGACAGCCCAGAAUACAGAGAUAGCUGAAGUUUGGUGCAGAAGCCAAAACUAGUCGCCAUGGCAGAGAAGUUUGAGUCCCUGAUGAACAUCCAUGGCUUCGACCUGGGUUCUCGCUACAUGGACUUGAAGCCUCUUGGCUACGGAGGGAACGGCCUUGUGUUCUCGGCAGUUGACACCGACUGUGACAAGCGUGUUGCUGUGAAGAAAAUUAUCUUGACCGACCCCCAGAGUGUGAAGCACGCCCUGCGGGAAAUCAAGAUCAUCAGACGCCUCGACCACGACAACAUAGUGAAGGUGUUUGAAACACUGGGACCCAACGGUCGCAGGCUAACAGAGGACGUGGUGUCCCUGACCGAGGUCAACUCGGUCUACAUUGUGCAGGAGUACAUGGAGACAGACCUGUGUCAGCUGCUGGAGAGAGGUCUUCUGUCUGAGGGCCAUGCCAGGCUCUUCAUGUACCAGCUCCUCAGGGGCCUUAAGUACAUCCACUCUGCCAAUGUGCUGCACCGUGACCUCAAGCCUGCCAACCUGUUUGUCAACACAGAGGACCUGGUACUGAAAAUCGGGGACUUUGGCCUGGCCCGCAUCAUGGACCCCCACUACUCUCACAAGGGCCAUCUUUCUGAAGGUCUGGUCACUAAGUGGUACAGAUCUCCUCGCCUGCUGCUCUCUCCUAACAACUACACCAAAGCCAUCGACAUGUGGGCCGCUGGCUGUAUCUUUGCUGAGAUGCUCACAGGGAAAACCCUCUUUGCUGGAGCACAUGAACUGGAGCAGAUGCAGCUGAUUCUGGAGUCCAUUCCUGUACUGCGGGAGGAAGAUCGACAGGAACUCCACAGCGUCAUCCCCGUCUUCAUUCGCAACGACAUGUCCAAGCCUCAUACACCUCUGGCCAAGCUGCUGCCUGACGUCAGUCCACAGGCCCUGGAUUUCCUGGAGAAGAUCCUGACCUUUAACCCCAUGGAUCGUCUGACUGCGGAAGAGGCCCUGGCCCACCCUUAUAUGGCUGACUACUCCUUCCCCCUAGACGAGCCUGUCUCUCUGCACCCCUUCCACAUAGAGGACGAAGUAGAUGAUAUCCUGCUCAUGGACCAGAGCCACAGCCACACCUGGGACAGAUAUCAUGACAGCCAGCUGUCGGAGGCUGACUGGCACUUGCACAGCACCCACGACCCAGACGAAGUUCAGGUUGACCCCAGGGCACUCUCUGAUGUAACAGACGAGGAGGAGGUCCAGGUGGAUCCUCGUAAAUAUGCUGAUGGAGAUCGGGAGAAGUUCCUGGAUGAGCCGUCCUUCGACUACUCCACACUGUUCCUGCCAGAGCGAUCAUGGCAGGACGACGAUCACCACGAGAACAAAUACUGUGAUUUACAGUGUAGCCACACCUGCAACUACAAGGCCGUGUCACCCUCCUACCUGGACAACCUCAUCUGGAGGGACAGUGAAGUCAACCACUACUACGAACCCAAGCUCAUCAUUGACCUCUCCAACUGGAAGGAGCAGCAGUGCAAGGAGAAGGCUGACCGCAAGGCCAAGAGCAAAUGCGAGAGGAACGGGUUGGUGAAGGCACAGAUUGCACUGAAAGAAGCCGAGAAGACCCACAGUCUGGUGGAGAAGGACAGAGAGCAGGAGAAGCACCAGACAGAGAAGCCUCAAAGCCAGCAGAACCAAGGCUUUGACUUCGACUCCUUCAUCGCCAGCACCAUCAAACUGAGCCUGCAGCCGGAGCCCUGUCAGGAGGUGACCUUGCUCAACGAGGUGGGCCUCCUGAACGAGCUCAACUUCUCCGUCUCGCAGCUGGAGGCUCCCCGUUCAGGCUCCAUGUCUAAGUCUGUAAGUCAGGAGAAGGAGGAGAAGUGCCUGGUAAACCUCGCCCAGUUAGGCGGAGGGGUGCUGGGAGUCGUCGACGGAGACGCCGCCUGGCCCGCUCAGCCCUGGGAGAGCUUCGGCUCCGGGGAGAGAGUCGAGGAGAACGGCUGUCUGAUAGAUGAAGCAUGCUGGGACAUUCGCAAAGAGGACCACGUCCAGAAGGAGAGCACUUACACCAGCUACCUGGACCGCCUGUUCAGCCGAAAGGAAGAGGGGGUCGGAGAGACUGUGGCCGGCUCGGAGACGGAGUCCUUGGAUGUGAGAGAGCUGGACGAGAGCUUCCUCGGCAGGAACGCAGAGAUUGUGCUUAACGUGCAGCUGGACUCCCUGGCCCUGCCUGGCUUUGAUAGCACCGAUGACUUGCCUCUAAAAUCCAUCCAGGCGUCCCUCACCCCCUGCGCCGUCAAAUGCUCCCCACAAAUUGCCCACAAAACGUACAGCAGCAUCUUUAAGCAUCUUAAUUAAAGAAAUAUAUAUCCUCCCUCACAGUGCAGAAUCUAGGCAGUUUUAUUUUUAUGUUUUGUUUUGUUUUGUUUUUUUUAAUAAUAUGGUAUGUUAUUGUACUUGAAUCAUUUCAUACUUUUUUUAUUAUGGUUACCUUUAAUUUUAAUUUUUUUUUUUUUUUUUUGCUUGUUUGUUUUUCAAGAUUCGAGAAGGGUGAUUUACUAUAUUUAAAGCGUUUUGGUCAUCACUUUGAGCCUUGAUCACCAGGCCUUCAUGGGUUAUUGUCUACGCCCUCAUUGCUAAACCGGCACGUCACUCGCACACUUAAGUACUGUAAAUGAACAGAAGGAAGGAGAGAAUUGAAGAAAGAUGGAUGUUGGGAGAGGAGCUGUGAUUUUUAAGAGAAGGUUUGGCUGGGUGUGACAUAAGGAAGGAUGGUAGACGCUAACAUUGCUGUAGGCAUUUAAAGUGCUUUCAAACGCCCUCUUCUGGGAUGGGAUACAGAAUGGGAAUGGGACAACAGAAGAAAACUAGGGUGGGAUAUCCUUUUUUUUUCUUUUUUCUUUUUUUUUUUACAUUUUUUUUUGUUUGAACCCCCCCACCCCCCAAUGAAAGCUUCCUUAGUAACCCUUUCAUACUGUAAAUCUGACACAUGAUGCCAGCAGCAACCAUUAUCGUAGGCGUUAAUGUAAAUGUGUUAUCUACCUCAAGGUAACAGCCGCGAGAGACACUCGAAGCCACACUAGUGCUUUACACACAUGACCAUCCUCAUGCCAUGAAAUGAAGUGGUCGCGUAGAUGAAAUCUGUCUCACUUUAGCAUUUAACAUAGUGAGGUGUUUCAGUAAUCAUUAUUUAUUUCUAGCAGAUGUGCGAUAUUUAUUUUAUCAAAAUGUGUUAUUUCAAUGUGAUUAUUAAAGAUUGAAGAGUUGGACAGACUUCGAUUUUCAUUUCGGCACUAUAUGGGCGUGCAAGUGUUCCUUUUUGUUUUAUGGUUGGAUGCAAAUUCAUCUGUUAUGUUUCUAAAAGAAGUUGAGGCUUUCCAUUUUCCACCAAUGUUGUCCAAACGGAUAUCAUUCUUUUGUUCGUUUUCCUUUUUUUUUUUUUAUUAUCUAUAGGUGCGUUCUGUCUUUAGUGGAAAAAAAACUGCUUUACGGUUUAAAGAAGCGCCUAAAAGUCUUAAUUUUUUUAAUCUAAAUGUAAUGUAAAAAAAAAUUGCGUGCAUGGAGGCAAGAGAAAGGUACAUUAAAAGUAAAGUUAUCGGUGAGUAUAAUGUCAGUUUUAACUGUACGAUUUUUGUUAAAUUUCUAUGUACUUUUUCCAGGCAAGCAUGAUGAAUUAGGUUAAGGUGUAGCAUGUAGAACACUUAUGGACUUUUUUUGUAAUCAUUGGUUCCCCUGUUCUACAAAAUAUCUCAAAAUAAAAUUACUGGCAAAAAGUU